UUGUUUGUUGAUUUCUUCUGCACUCACGUCUCCGGCUCUCUUUCUCCCUCUUGUCUUCGUCGCUUCGUCCCCACUGUUUUGGCACCGAAGAGUCGUAGCAGCUCUAGGACCCUAAACUCAACUUUCGAACCCAGUCAACCAAAAUCAUCACUUGCUUCACGCUCCAACCACUGCAUCUUUGGGUGGGUUCUUGUUCGUUCUACACGCGAAGAGCUUGCAGUUAUGGCCUACGAAUAAUACUCAUGAAUUCAAAAUUAGGGUUUUUCGAGACAUAUCUUCUGAUUUGAAGAAUAUUUCGAGGCAUUCCUUUAGAGAUGGCUGAAAGCUGGGAUGCAAGUUUUGACCCUGGUAGCCAGUCUGAUGAGAGCUACCAGUUGGAUAGGACACACAUUGAGCCUAUUUAUGAUGCAUUUGUUUGUCCUCUCACAAAACAAGUAAUGCGUGAUCCUGUUACCUUAGAAAAUGGGCAAACUUUUGAGCGAGAAGCAAUUGAAAGGUGGUUCAAGGAAUGCAAGGAGAGUGGAAGAAAACUUGUUUGCCCAUUGACACAAAAAGAGCUCAAAAGUACUGAUCUGAACCCUAGCAUGGCUCUACGUAACACAAUUGAGGAAUGGACAACGAGGAAUGACGCUGCACAGCUUGAUAUUGCUCGCAGAACGCUCUCUCAGGGAAAUCCAGAACAUGAUAUUCUGCAGGCCUUGAAGUAUAUCCAGCACAUCUGCCAGAAGAGCAGAUCAAAUAAACAUGUCGUUCGAACUACAGGGCUAAUAUCAAUGAUUGUUGACAUGUUGAAGAGCAGUAGUCGGAGAGUACGGUGUAAAACUCUAGAAACUCUACGUAUUGUUGCAGAAGAGGACUCGGAUAAUAAGGAAGUGAUGGCUGAAGGAGACACCGUGCGCUCAAUUGUUAAAUUCUUGUCUCAUGAGCAGUCCAAGGAGAGGGAGGAGGCUGUAUCUUUGCUAUAUGAGCUCUCAAAGUCUGAAGUUCUGUGUGAAAAGAUUGGUUCUGUCAAUGGAGCAAUUCUUUUAUUAGUUGGGAUGACUAGCAGCAAUUCAGAGAAUGUACCGACUGUUGAGAAAGCAGACAGGACCCUGGAAAAUCUGGAGAAGUGUGAGAAAAAUGUGUUGCAGAUGGCUGAAAAUGGUAGAUUACAACCUCUUCUUACGCGUAUUCUUGAAGGUCCCCCUGAAACAAAAUUGUCCAUGGCUGCAUUCCUCGGUGAGCUGGUUCUGGGCAAUGAUGUCAAACUCCAUGUGGCCAAAACUGUUGGAUCAUCAUUGGUCAAUAUCAUGAGAAGUGGCAAUGUGCAGUCAAGAGAAGCUGGCCUGAAGGCUCUCAACCAGAUUUCAUCAUGUGAGGCAAGCGCUAAGGUGCUUAUAGAAGCGGGGAUUCUUCCCCCACUUGUCAAGGAUCUCUUCGCUGUUGGUGCUAAUCAACUCCCCAUGAGGCUGAAAGAGGUCUCUGCAACAGUUUUAGCCAAUAUUGUGAGCUCAGGUUACGACUUCGACUCCAUUCCGCUUGGACCUGUCCAUCAGACUCUGGUCUCAGAAGACAUAAUACAUAACCUGCUACAUCUCAUUAGCAACACUGGUCCUUCCAUUGAGUGCAAGCUUCUCCAGGUCCUUGUUGGACUAACUAAUUCCCCCACCACAGUUCUGAAUGUAGUAGCCGCCAUCAAAAGCUCUGGUGCUACCAUCAGUUUGAUUCAGUUCAUUGAAGCUUCACAGAAGGAACUGCGUUUGGCUUCCCUGAAACUCUUAAAGAAUCUGUCACCCAACAUGGGUCAAGAGCUGGCUGAUGCCCUACGUGGUACCGCUGGUCAGCUUGGUACCCUGAUCAAAGUCAUCUCAGAAAACAAUGGGAUCACAGAAGAGCAAUCAGCUGCCAUUGGUCUGUUAGCUGACCUUCCAGAGAGGGACCUGGGUCUAACCAGGCAGUUGUUGGAUGAAAGUGCCUUUGAGUUGGUCAUAUCCAGGGUUUUCAGUAUUCGGCAUGGAUCUACCCGGGGUAGCCGAUUUGUGACUCCAUUUCUGGAAGGUCUCGUGCAGGUCUUGGCAAGGCUCACGUUUGUCUUAGCUGAUGAGCCCAAAGCUCUUGCUCUUGCUCGUGAGCACAAUCUUGCUGCAUUGUUCACUGAUCUGCUUCAGUCAAAUGGGCUUGAUAAAGUACAGAUGGUGUCUGCCAUGGCCUUAGAGAACCUCUCGGAAGAGUCCAAGCGCCUGACAGUGCUGCCAGAAUUGCCAAAACCGGGAUUUUGUGCUUCAAUUUUUCCAUGUUUUAGCAAGCCGUCAGUGACCACUGGAUUGUGUCCUCUCCACCAUGGGACCUGUUCAAUGAAGGAGACCUUUUGUCUUUUGGAAGGAAAAGCUGUUGGAAAGUUGGUGGCAUGUUUAGACCAUACAAACGAGAAGGUAGUUGAAGCUGCGCUUGCAGCACUUUGCACGUUGUUAGAUGAUGAUGUCGACAUUGAGCAAGGGGUGACGGUUUUGUGUGAGAUGGAGGGAAUCAAGCCAAUACUCGAAGUCUUACGUGAGAAAAGAACUGAGAUCCUGAGACAGCGAGCUGUCUGGGCUGUUGAGAGGAUUCUGAGGAAUGAAGAAAUAGCAUAUGAAAUAUCUGGUGAUCCUAAUGUGAGCACUGCACUGGUUGAUUCAUUCCAACAUGGAGACUAUCGAACUCGGCAGAUUGCUGAGCGUGCUCUAAAGCAUGUUGAUAAGAUACCAAACUUCUCUGGUAUAUUUCAGAAAAUAGGGUAACCUCUCACACAUCCCCUCCCACGAAGGGUGGUGAUGAAUUUAAGGGCCUUUUCUUUUGCAAAUUCCGAAAAUAUACCAGAGGAAAUUCAAGGCGUGUUUCUAAUUUAAAUUGGUGUGCCAACACUCUCGUCAUUCCUGGAUUCCAUCUUUGUCCAUAUUGAUUAGUUUUAGAAUUUUCCAUCUGGGGGGAAGGGGGCGCUGUUGCAAGUGGCAGGGUAAAAAUAUGUUCAUUUGUUCUUCUUAAGUUGCAUUUGUAGAGUUUGCCAUGAUAAUCGUACAUAUAUUGCUGUGCACUAGUUAAGUUGAACUGGUGUCAAAAAGUUGAAUUUAAUGUUCUGUUUCCACUUGAUUGCCUUCAAA
Messenger RNA from Telopea speciosissima, 3116 nucleotides. RefSeq names its product U-box domain-containing protein 44-like. The transcript has 4 exons. The record is from RefSeq and is a predicted model, not a curated record. Lineage: Eukaryota; Viridiplantae; Streptophyta; Magnoliopsida; Proteales; Proteaceae. The coding region runs from base 315 to 2756 and encodes 813 amino acids. Gene Ontology annotation, biological process: protein ubiquitination. Gene Ontology annotation, molecular function: ubiquitin-protein transferase activity; protein binding.